Molecule: messenger RNA, 4100 nt
Organism: Prosopis cineraria
Lineage: Eukaryota; Viridiplantae; Streptophyta; Magnoliopsida; Fabales; Fabaceae
Product: C2 and GRAM domain-containing protein At1g03370-like
Exons: 9
Coding region: 492-3545 (1017 amino acids)
Source: RefSeq, a predicted model, not a curated record
UCAACUUUUGAAGUUGAAAUCUUCAAUUCAUUCCCACUCCCUCUCUUCCCAUUUCGAUUUUCCAUUCACAAUCUUUAUGUUUGUUUUCCUUAAAUCACGUCUCUUUGUAGGGUUCCUGGGUUCAAUCAUUGAUUUUCUUUUCUUUCCAAUUUCUCCCUUUCAAAUUCCCCUCGCUUCCCUCGCUGAUGAAUUUUCUGUUUGUUUCUCUGCUUGUUGAGUCACCGCUGACGAAUCCGAAAUGAACAGUUAUUCCUUGAAUUGAUUUUAACAUAGAUCAGCAGUUUCUACUGCAUUUUCUGGCGUACGUUCUGUUCUUUUUUCUGAUUUUGGGAUCACUUUCUGGCAUAUGCGUUAGUCAUAGUCAUCUUCUCCUUCUCCAUACGCUGUUCUUUUCUCUUGGGAAGGUCUUUCUGGACUACUUUUGUUCUCUUGGGGUGAUUGAAGUUCAUAUUCUGCUUGAAGAUUCUGGUUUAUUUGCCAUUCUUUGAACAAUGAAGCUUGUAGUUCGGGUAAUUGAGGCCAAGAAUUUGCCACCAACGGAUCCUAAUGGGUUAAGUGAUCCGUACGUGAGGAUGCAGUUGGGAAGGCAGAAGUUCAAGACCAAAGUGGUCAAGAAGAGCUUGAAUCCGAAGUGGGAUGAAGAGUUUAGUUUCCGGGUUGAGGAUCUCAAUGAGGAGCUACAGUUCUCUGUAAUGGAUGAAGAUAAGUAUUUCAACGACGACUUCGUGGGGCAGCUCAAAGUGCCAGUUUCACUUGUAUUCGAAGAGGAGAUUAAGUCUCUUGGCACUGCUUGGUAUUCUUUGCAACCCAAAAGCAAGAAGUCCAAGAACAAGGAGUGUGGGGAGAUUCGUUUAAGCAUAUAUUUUUCUCAGAAUAAUUCAUCCUUGGACUCAAAUAGUAGUGGUGAUCAACUACUGCAUGCAUCUAAUGAAUCACCUUCAAGAUCUUUUACGACCAGUUCAUGCUCAUCUCCAAAGAGAAUUGAAGAAACCACAACCUCUAAGGAUGAGAAAUCCUGCACGCAAAAAACAUUAGCUGGUCGAAUUGCUCAAAUGUUUAAUAAGAGUUCUGAUAUGGUUUCAACAGUACCUGAGGGAAGCGCGGACACAGAUCCAUCUGAAAAUAGUAAAGAUGAUGGUGAGGAGAUCAAAACUGAGGAUCAGCCCUCUAAUGAAUCUUUUGAAGAUGCUAUGAGAAAGAUUCAGUCUGUAGAUCAAGGCUCUGAAAUUCCAAGCAAUUUACCUGGAGGGGUGCUUAUCGAUCAACUAUAUGUCAUUGCACCAGAAGACUUGAAUACAUUAAUUUUUUCACCUGAUUCAGAUUUCCUCAAGUCAUUGGCAGAUUUCCAAGGUACUACAGAACUCCAAGUUGGACCUUGGAAAUUUGAGAAUGAAGGCAAAAGCUUGAAAAGAUCACUUACAUACAUCAAAGCCCCUACUAGAUUAAUCAAGGCUGUCAAAGCCUUUGAGGAACAAACAUAUAUUAAAGCUGAUGGAAAGAAUUUUGCUGUCCUUGCAAGUACCAGUACUCCAGAUGUUACGUAUGGGAGCUCCUUUAGGGUUGAACUACUCUUUGUGAUUACACCAGGGCAUGAGUUGCCAUCAGGAGAACAGUGUUCACAUCUGGUGAUAUCAUGGCGAAUGAAUUUCUUACAGAGUACCAUGAUGAAAUCAGUGAUAGAAAAUGGUGCUCGUCAAGGUGUGAAAGACAACUAUGAUCAGUUUGCAAAUUUGUUAUCUCAGACUGUUAAACCUGUUGAUUCGAAGGACCUUGGUUCCAAUAAGGAACAAGUUUUGGCAUCACUACAGGCAGAGCCCCAGUCAGAUUGGAAACUGGCAGUCCAGUUUUUUGCUAAUUUCACUGUUGUCUUGACAUUUUUCAUGGUAUUGUACGUUCUUGUCCACAUUUGGAUGGCUUCACCCAGUAAAGUUCAAGGGCUUGAGUUCGAUGGACUUGACUUGCCAGAUUCAAUUGGUGAAUUUGUUGUUUGUGCUGUCCUAGUUCUUCAAGGUGAACGAUUGUUGGGUUUAAUUUCUCGCUUCAUGCAGGCCAGGGCACAAAAUGGAAGUGAUCAUGGAGUUAAAGCACAAGGAGAUGGAUGGUUGCUAACUGUUGCCCUGAUUGAAGGAAACAAUUUAGCAGCUGUUGAUUCAAGUCAAUUCUCUGAUCCAUAUGUUGUGUUUACUUGCAAUGGGAAAACACGAACCAGCUCUAUCAAGUUUCAGAAAUCUGAUCCUCUAUGGAAUGAAAUAUUUGAAUUUGAUGCGAUGGACGACCCUCCUUCUGUGCUGGGGGUGGAAGUUUAUGAUUUUGAUGGGCCUUUUGAUCAAGCUGCAUCUCUUGGACACACUGAAAUCAAUUUUCUAAAGAGAAAUAUUUCAGACCUUGCCGAUGUAUGGGUUCCUCUUGAAGGGAAAUUGGCUCUGGCAUGCCAGUCUAAGCUGCAUUUGAGAAUUUUCUUGGAGAACACUAAAGGUAGCAAUGUUGUAAGAGAUUAUUUGAGUAAAAUGGAGAAAGAGGUGGGGAAGAAGAUUAAUUUGCGGUCUCCUCAAGCAAAUUCAGCCUUUCAGAGAAUCUUUGGGCUUCCACCAGAGGAAUUUCUCAUCAAUGAUUUCACCUGCCAUUUGAAAAGAAAAAUGCCCAUGCAGGGCCGCCUAUUUCUAUCACCAAGAAUAAUUGGAUUUCAUGCAAAUUUGUUUGGAAAAAAGACAAAGUUCUUUUUUCUUUGGGAGGACAUUGAAGACAUUAAGGUCAUUGAGCCUAAUUUUUCUUCUAUGGGGAGUCCAAUAGUAGUUAUAACUCUUCGGCCAGGAAAAGGGAUGGAUGCAAGGCAUGGGGCAAAAACACAAGAUGAAGAAGGCAGGCUGAAGUUCCAUUUUCAGUCCUUUGUGUCUUUUAACAUAGCACACAGGACAAUCAUGGCUCUCUGGAAGGCCAGAUCGUUGAGUCCUGAACAGAAAGUCCAGAUGGUUGAAGAAGAGUCUGAGAACAAAAGCCUUGCAAGUGAAGAGAGCGGGUCAUUCCUUGGCCUUGAUGAUGUUAGCAUGUCUGAAGUUUAUUCUUGUACCCUUCCAGUUCCUGCCACUUUCUGCAUGGAGCUGUUCAAUGGGGGAGAGUUAGACAGGAAGGUCAUGGAGAACUGUGGUUGUCUUAAUUAUUCCUACACUCCCUGGGUAUCAGAGAACACAGAUGUCUAUGAGAGGGCCAUAUAUUACAGAUUUGAUAAGCAUGUUUCACAGUAUGGCGGUACAGUUACUAGUACACAGCAAAGAUCUCCCCUUUUGGAUGGAAAAGGCUGGCUUCUAGAAGAGGUUAUGAACCUUCUUGGAAUUCCUCUUGGUGACCAUUUUAAUCUACAUCUCCGUUAUCAAAUAGAGGAUUCACCCCCAAAAUCAAAGGGAUGCAGAGUUCAGGUAUAUUUUGGAAUUGAAUGGCUGAAAAGCUCAAAGCAUCCAAAAAGGAUCACAAAGAACAUCAUAACAAAACUGCAAGAACGUUUGAAGGUGAUGUUCAGUCUAGCUGAGAAGGAGUUCUUGGCAAAAUAGUAAAUGAACCAUCCUCUGGUUGGUUGACCCUGAACAAUGGUGAAAGCUAGCUGAUAUUCCUGCAGUGUCUCUACAUGCUGCCAAGUAUAUAAUUUUUCUCCUUUCAUCAGCUUGGUCUUGAUGCAUGAUGAUUGAUGCAGCAGACAGAUUCAACGGUCUGUUCGAUCACACCCCACCGGGUUGGUUUUGCAUUAGCAAUUCUAUCUUUGCUGGAUUAUCUGCUGGAAGUGCAUGUUAAUUAUCUUCUUUCAAUGGCGUCUGGAAUAUGCGAUUUGAGAGAUUAAUUUUAUUCUUCAACCCAGAAUUCUGAUUUGAGAGAUUACCCAUCUCUCUUGCAACUAACUUGUUAGGCAUCAAAUUUGUUGUUCGGGAUUGCUGGAGCAGCAUCAAUCUCGUUUGUCAUUUUGUAAAUCAAGUCAAUCACUGCUCAGAAUAUAAAAAGUUGAUAGCUAGUUGGCCAGAGUUGUGUCCAGUUAAAUGUGUAAGUAACACAAAUAGUACUUUGUUAAUUGUUAUACACGAGUGAUUGUUAUAUAAAUGAUUCAUUUAGGCCUC